Pundamilia nyererei is the source of this 4122-nucleotide messenger RNA. It is a transcript of the gene bcas3, whose product is annotated as BCAS3 microtubule associated cell migration factor. The transcript is spliced from 24 exons. The record is from RefSeq and is a predicted model, not a curated record. NCBI's taxonomy places the organism in Eukaryota, Metazoa, Chordata, Actinopteri, Cichliformes, Cichlidae. Gene Ontology annotation, cellular component: cytoplasm. Gene Ontology annotation, biological process: autophagy; response to starvation. Bases 18 to 2861 code for a protein of 947 amino acids. Gene Ontology annotation, molecular function: protein binding.
CAAACCAAAAGGACAAAAUGGCCUCGGACUCUCCGCGCAGACCGAGUCGUUGUGCUGGGGGGGUUUUGGUGCGAGCACAAGCUGCUACGGAGCAGUCUUACAUGGAGAGUGUUGUGACCUUUCUGCAGGAUGUAGUACCUCAGGCAUAUACUGGGGCUCCACCCACUGAUGAGAAAGAGAAAAUCAUUUGGGUUCGAUUUGAGAAAGCUGACAUUAAUGACACUGCACGCAACCCAGAGUUUAUGGAGAUGCACAGUGGCACUACUGACCCUCCACUCUGCCUCAUGAUUGGCUAUACUGAUGGAAUGCAGAUCUGGAGCGUAUCUCUGGCAGGAGAAGCUCAAGAGCUUUUCUCAGUGCGACACGGUCCAGUGCGAGCUGCUCGCAUUCUGCCAGCUCCUCAUAACAGUCCUGUAAAGCUGGACAGUUUUGCUGACAAGAGGCCCCUCCUUGGGGUCUGCAAGAGCACGGGGUCCUCUGGGACGAGCCCCCCCUACUGCUGCGCUGACCUGUAUUCGCUAAGGACGGGGGAAAUGGUUAAAUCAAUUCAGUUCAAGACGCCUAUCUAUGACCUCCACUGCAACAAACAUAUCCUUGUUGUGAGCCUGCAAGAGAAGAUUGCAGCAUUUGACAGCUGCACAUUCACCAAGAAGUUCUUUGUUACAAGCUGCUAUCCCUGCCCCGGCCCCAGCCUCAAUCCAAUAGCUCUGGGAAGCCGUUGGCUAGCCUAUGCUGAGAACAAGUUGAUAAGAUGUCACCAGUCUCGUGGAGGAGCCUGUGGUGACAAUGCACAGUCUUAUACCGCCACAGUGAUCAACGCUGCCAAAACUUUAAAAACAGGUCUGACGAUGGUCGGUAAAGUUGUGACCCAGCUAGCAGGCACCAUACCGGCAAGCACUCCAGACGAGGAGGGCACAUCUCACAGUGCAAGCCGUCGCAGCCCACACAACCCCGGUGUGGUCACCAUUAUUGACACACACAGUGUUGGAGAAGGACAGGUCUUGGUGAGUGAGGACUCGGACGGUGAAGGAGUGGUGGCUCACUUCCCAGCUCACGACAAACCUAUAUCCUGCAUGCAAUUCAACCCCAGUGGAAUGCUGCUGGUAACUGCCGACACCCUGGGACAUGACUUUCACGUCUUCCAGAUCCUCACCCACCCGUGGGCAUCUUCGCAGAGUGCCGUUCACCAUCUCUAUACGUUGCAUCGUGGGGAGACCGAAGCCAAGGUACAGGACAUGUGUUUCAGCCAGGACAGUCGCUGGGUAGCCGUCAGCACCCUCCGUGGCACCACACAUGUAUUUCCCAUCAACCCCUACGGCGGUGCACCGUGUGCCCGGACUCACAUGUCCCCACGUGUGGUAAACCGGAUGUCGCGCUUUCAAAAGAGCGCUGGAUUGGAGGAGAUUGAACAGGAGCUGAACAGGGCAGCUGCUUUAGGAGGAGGAGCAGGAAGUCUCGCAGGAAGUGGCUGCAUCUUAGGUGGAGGAGGCAUCGGUGGGCGCUGUAGCCCCAUACCUGGCCUGUCCAGUAGCCCCUCAGGGUCUCCAUUACAUGCCAAACUGAGCAGCCAGGAUUCGUACAACAAUUUCACCAAUAACAACAUGGGGAACCCGCGGCUCAUCCCAUUGCCCAGCCUCACUGUGGUGCUGCCUUUGGCUCAGAUCAAACAGCCCAUGACCCUGGGCACCAUCACCAAGCGCACAGGACCCUACCUCUUUGGGGCGGGAUGUUUUGCCAUUAAAACUCCAUGCAAGUCUAAGCCACCCCCCCAGAUCUCACCGAGCAAGUCCAGCGGAGGAGAGUUCUGCGUGGCGGCCAUCUUCGCGUCACCUCGCUCCUGGUUCAUCACUAAUCCCAACAUAAAAAGAGAGAAAGAUCAGUCCAGGCAGUCGGUUGUGGACUCGCUGUACGUAGUCAGUUGCUAUGGUAACUUGGUGGAGCACGUCUUGGAACCUCGGCCAUUAAGCACGUCACAAAAGAUAAGCGACGAUACACCGUUAGAACUCAACACCUGUCCAAGGGCCUGCUGGAUUCUAGCCAGGACUCCACAGUGGAAUGAGCUGCAGCCACCUUUCAACUCCAAUCAUCCUUUGGUGUUGGCCUCAGAUCUAGUGCAGUACUAUCAAUAUCUCCUGGCUGCUGUACCCCCAGGAAGCCCCGGCCCAAUCACACGUCACGAGUCAUCCGACAGUCUGGCAUCAGACCACAGUGGCCAGGAGGAUGAGGAGUGGCUCUCUCAGGUGGAGAUUGUGACUCAUACAGGCCCCCAUCGGCGCCUGUGGAUGGGCCCCCAGUUUCAGUUUAAGACAAUUCAUCCUUCAGGCCAGACCACAGUCAUCUCCUCUUCAUCCUCGGUGCUUCAGUCCCAGGGCCCCAGCGAUGUUCAGCAGCCCCUUCUGGACUUUGACACAGACGACCUGGACCUCCACAGCCUCAGGAUCCAGCCAGUACGCUCAGAGCCUGUCAGCAUGCCCGGCUCAUCGCGGUUGGUGGCUGAUCGUCGUGGCCAGUCCAACAUCAUGGAUGCAGGAUCAGGGCCAUUUGAUGGACGUGGCGUAACCCUGCUGGAGGUAUGCGGGAGCUGGCCAGAGAGCUUUGGCGUGCCACGGCACAAUGUUGGCUCAGCAGAUGCGAGCGACGAAGGCCUGCGAGAGAGACUGGCUGACGCCAUGUCCGAGUCCCCCUCUAGGGAUAUCGUAGGCUCUGCCACAGAGCUGCAGAGGGAGGGAAGCAUCGAGACCCUCAGCAACAGCUCAGGUUCCACCAGCGGCAGCAUCCCACGCAACUUCGAGGGCUACCGCUCGCCGCUGCCCACCAACGAGAGCCAGCCGCUCAGCCUCUUCCCCACCAACUUCCCCUAGGACUCCUCGUCGCUGGCAUCCGUCCCACCCUGCUCUGCCUGCCCGUCCACCAUCGUACACUCACGCACCGAUGCGGUGUAUUGAGUCCAAAUCAAAAGAUUUGUGUUUCUAUGGUCAGCAUGCGUUUUGUUUUUUGUUUCGUUUCUUCUCGUCUCAGACGGCUGCUCGCCAAUCAGCUGCGGCCGCCACUGGUCAUUCAUUUCUGGGGUUGAAUUUUCAAGCUGCUGAAAAUUGUGCCAAUUUCCACUCAAUUCAAAUCUGAUCAUUUUAAUUCCCAAAUCAUUCCAAAAACACUGAUUUGCUGUUUACCCUCGAAUUGUGCUCAUGUCUGGGUGGAAACACCUGGACUCGUUUAUUGCAGACUUUUGGAAACUUGUUCAUUUAAAGGGUAGCAGCUGUUUUGAGCAGCUGCUUAGAAGGAAGCUAAAUAAAGAACAGAUAAAAUACAGUUUAAUAUUUUGAUAUGUCUGCUGUCAGGGAGAAACGUCCACUAUUUUCAACAUUAGAGCGUAACCCUGCUCGUUACCUCGUUGCUUCGUCGCCUGCUGCUCGCUCAGCUGCCGUCGUUCUCAGUGUGUGUUUUUGAAGGUUAGGUGCGCCCAUUGUCUGAAUGAAGCGUAGGAGACGGGAGUGCUGACAGAGGAAAAAAAGGAAAUGUUUAUUCUCCCUGUGUAAGAGCGUCGCUGCCUCCCGCUCAGUGUUUUAGAUUAAAUUUGCUCCUUUCAUGCCUUUGAUUUUCAUGUAAUCAUAUUUGACAAAGGGUGCAGUAACAAGAUGACACUAUUACUGCUUUGCUGGAGUAAUUCAGAUGUUUACAGUGUAAUCGAGAUGUUUCUGAAAUCAUUUGGAUAUAUUCCCCACUCCGCCUUUCCAGAUAGUAAAUUUUAAUUGAGCGCAGUAACGGAGGCUUGUGUAGUCGUCACGCCGAAUUUUGUACAUUAACAACUUUUGACCAAAAUCUUUUUCCUAUUCAAGAUCUUUCAAAUCUAUAUUUUCCUGUUUUUUUUCUUUGCCUGCAGAAAUAAAGAGUUUGUUCAAAGUGAAAAUAACUGCACUGUUAACGUCUCCCAAGAAAAUGCUCGAAAUGUCAUUUGCAGUGCUACAUGUGGACUGCCUGCAUGUCCGAUGUGCUUUCUCAGACACUGAAUGGACAGUAAAAAAAAGAAAAACAUCAUUAUUAUUCUUGUUGUUGGAUUUGUGAAACAUUGACUUCUUUCCCUGCGUUCAUGCAAGAAAAAAAAACAAAGUGAAGAAAAUGAAA